Messenger RNA from Suillus bovinus, 942 nucleotides. RefSeq names its product 2 beta-glucan. The transcript is spliced from 11 exons. Gene Ontology annotation, biological process: glucan catabolic process. Lineage: Eukaryota; Fungi; Basidiomycota; Agaricomycetes; Boletales; Suillaceae. Gene Ontology annotation, molecular function: hydrolase activity, hydrolyzing O-glycosyl compounds. Bases 1 to 942 code for a protein of 313 amino acids. The record is from RefSeq and is a predicted model, not a curated record.
AUGCGUAUCGACUUUCCUUUCCUCGUCAUACUUGCCCUCGCUGUAACAGUGACGUUGGGUGCGACGUACCAAAGAUCGAGCCAACUCGCAGGCCAGAGCUUCCUUGACGCAUUUAGUUUCCAGGCCAUCACGGAUCCCACACAUGGCAGAGUGACUUAUGUCAACGAAAGCACUGCCCGAGCAGAUAAACUCGUUUCAGUGGCUAAUAAUAAACUCACGCUCCGAGCCGACUAUACUACGAAACUGUCCUCCUCCGACCCAGGAAGAAAAUCCUUUCGAAUCAUGUCAAAUUCCCAGUACGAAACUCAUGUAGCAAUUUUCGACAUUGCGCAUAUGCCACAAGGCUGUGGGACAUGGCCAGCUAUUUUGGGAGCAAACUGGCCGAAUGGAGGCGAAAUCGACAUUGUAGAAGGUGUCAACGAUCAAACCCCCAAUACAUGCAGUCUGCACACGAGCUCCAAUUGCACGAUGCCCUCUUCUCGCUCAAUGUCAGGCACCGUCCGUGGUACAGACUGCUACGCAUACGAUAACGGCAAUGCGGGGUGUGGGGUCAGUAUCAACGACGAUAAGAGUUACGGCCCGCAAUUCAACAGCAACGGGGGUGGCUGGUAUGCGAUUGAAAAGCGUUCAAGUUACAUCAAGAUUUUCUUUUGGGAGAGGACGAGUAGCUCUGUUCCAAGCGACGUCAAGUCUCCUGGGCCAAGCAUCGAUACUAGCCAUUGGGGGACACCUGCCGCAAACUUUCCCGAUACUGAUUGCGAUCUCUCCACUCAUUUUGGACCCCAGAACAUCAUCAUUAACCUUACAUUCUGCGGAGACUGGGCAGGUGCAGUUUACGCUGCGUCUGGAUGUCCAUCUACAUGUGCCGACUACGUGAAUAAUAACCCAUCAGCAUUCAAGAAUGCUUAUUUUGAGUUCAACUCGUUGAACAUCUACCAGUGA